UCCUCAACACAAGAAACCAAGACUAUGUGCAUGAAGCGGGGGGGAGGGUGGAUGGUGUCUUGUUUGGAUGUGAUUCCACAGGCGAGGGGAACAGCGACAGACAGGGCCAGCCAUCCUCCACCAACUCGAUUGCGUUGCAGCGACUCAAGGGAAGGACGCUCAUGUUUGGUGUGUGUGUGUGUUGAUGCGUAGAUGAGCAACGAUACCUUGACGUGGUUGUUGACCAAGAACAACAACGCCUUUUUGGUCAAGGGUGUGCAACCCAACAGCGACUUCUCGCGCGCCAAGUUCAACUUGUUGAACCGCCACAGCCGCAAGUACGACGCGUUGUCCGCCAACAAGGCAGUCGGCAUCUCGUUGAACGAUAAGAAGGUCGUGUUGACCACGAAGAUCGCGAAGAACGCCCACUUCCCCGUCAAGUCGAUCCACUCGGUGCCCUUGAACAAGGGUUUCCGCGCCAACGCGCACACGAUCCGCGCCGAAAUCUCCCGCAACUUCUACCGCGGCGACUUGAAGCGUGCCGCGCUUGCCCGAUGGACUCAAUUGAACCGCGUGGCCAAGAUUGAAAAGGGCGUGCUCAAGAAGUCGGUCGCCAAGACCAAGCGCAACCAAGUCAAGGCGUAA
Messenger RNA from Aphanomyces astaci, 624 nucleotides. RefSeq lists its product as hypothetical. The record is from RefSeq and is a predicted model, not a curated record. NCBI's taxonomy places the organism in Eukaryota, Oomycota, Saprolegniomycetes, Saprolegniales, Verrucalvaceae. Bases 193 to 624 code for a protein of 143 amino acids. The transcript has 2 exons. Gene Ontology annotation, biological process: translation. Gene Ontology annotation, molecular function: structural constituent of ribosome. Gene Ontology annotation, cellular component: cytosolic large ribosomal subunit; ribosome.